This is a messenger RNA of Archocentrus centrarchus (flier cichlid), 1552 nucleotides long. It is a transcript of the gene egln3, whose product is annotated as egl-9 family hypoxia-inducible factor 3. Gene Ontology annotation, cellular component: cytoplasm; nucleus. The transcript has 5 exons. The coding region runs from base 35 to 1204 and encodes 389 amino acids. Gene Ontology annotation, biological process: cellular response to hypoxia; peptidyl-proline hydroxylation to 4-hydroxy-L-proline. Gene Ontology annotation, molecular function: L-ascorbic acid binding; ferrous iron binding; peptidyl-proline 4-dioxygenase activity. The record is from RefSeq and is a predicted model, not a curated record. NCBI's taxonomy places the organism in Eukaryota, Metazoa, Chordata, Actinopteri, Cichliformes, Cichlidae.
AGCCAGCAGAGUGUAGAGUAGCUAAACAAAUCUGAUGGGAACACAUGCAGACAUGAGUCCUGUCUCAAAGGUUGUGAAUAAGGACAAAUUUAAAACAGAGAUCCAUAAACUUGAGCAUGAUCAAGAUGAUGAUGACCAUAGGCGUGCAGAUCAGUUUCUCUCCUGGAAGUUUAGCAGUGCUGAAACUGGACCUGGAGAGAUUUUUGUGCCAGCCGAAGUUGAGCCCCAGGUUGGGACGGGAGUCAAAGCUGGGUUUGGUGCAGGGGUUGGUGUUGGAGAUGGAGUUACAUUUGGGACCAGCAGCAACAGUACAGCUGCAGACAUGACAGGUCAUAUCAGAGAAAAUCGGACCGGGAUUGAAGCUGAAGUUGAAGCCAUAAGUGAAGCCAGGAAAACAGUUGGAGAUAUACCCAGGGCCGGGGCUGGGAAAAAUAGGGCUGGGAUCUCACCCUAUCCUCUUCGCUGGAGUGUCAACCCCAGAUCCAAAGACCGGAGGUACCGCAGCAGCCACAGGCUGGUGCUUCACUACAUCAUCCCAAGCAUGAACUCAUAUGGCAUGUGCAUCAUCGACAACUUUCUCGGGAGCAAAAUUGGAGACCGGAUUCUGCAUGAGGUCCAAGAGCUACACCAUGCCGGGAAGAUGCAGGACGGCAGGCUGGCCAGCAGGGGCCUGGACAACACCAAGAGUAUUCGUGGAGACCAGAUUGUUUGGGUGGAAGGGAACGAGCCGGGCUGCGAGAACAUCGGCUACCUGCUGUCGAAGAUGGACAAACUGAUCACAUAUUCGGAUGGGAAGUUGGGGAAGCACAAGAUCAGAGGAAGGCACAAGGCUAUGGUGGCGUGUUACCCAGGAAACGGGGCGGGCUAUGUCAAACACGUAGACAACCCCAACUGUGACGGACGCUGCAUCACCUGCAUCUACUACCUCAACAAGAACUGGAAUGCCAAGGAGCAUGGCGGCAUCCUCAGGAUCUUUCCAGAAGGGAAGUCUUACGUGGCUGACAUCAAGCCACUUUUUGACAGGCUGCUCUUCUUCUGGUCAGACCGCAGGAACCCACAUGAGGUGCAGCCCUCCUACACCACCAGGUACGCCAUCACAGUUUGGUAUUUCGACUCUGAGGAGCGAGCCGAGGCUAAGAGACGCUUCAGAGACCUCACAGCAUCAAAGGCGCAGCAGGGCGGCAGCUCCAGCAGCACCAGCUGAUCAUGAGGAGGUGUCACCACCUAGUGUUUAACGUCCAUAUUGCAGGAGAGGACGGCAGGGUUCCUUCUGGUUGUCAGAGCUUCUGGAAAAGCUGAAAGAAAAGUUAAAAAAAACAAAAAAAAAAAAAAAGAAUUUCACUCUGUCCUGAUCUGAGGACCCGAGGGGGGGGGGGGAUCUUCCCUUUCUGACCUGCCUGCACUGCUGCUGCUGCUGCUGCUGCUGCUAUAACCCGAUACACUAUGGGUGUGGGUGACCUGCAGCUGUUCCGGACAUUCCUGCUUUUCAUGACGUUUGUGUAAUACACAGCUGAUUUCUUCUGAGGUGGAGAAAAAAAACCUGUAGACUGUA